AUGGGAAAAUUAACUGGAAAAGUUGCCAUUGUAACGGCUUCAUCUCACGGCAUUGGGCUAUCAAUAGCGGAGCGACUUGCUGAAGAUGGCGCUAAGGUCAUGAUAAGCAGCCGAAAAAAACAUAAUGUUGACAAAGCCGUACAGACGUUGAAAAACAAAGGACUAACUGUGUCAGGAGUAGUAUGUCACGUGGCGAAGAAGGAACACAGGAAGAAGUUGAUUGAACAGACGGUGAAUGAGUUUGGAGGGAUCGAUCUUCUUGUUUCGAACGCAGCCGUCAACCCUAUAUUUGGUCCUAUUCUAGAUACCACGGAAGAAGCCUGGGACAAAAUAUUCGAAGUUAAUGUCAAAUCAACAUUUUUCCUUAUCAAAGAAGUUGUGCCGUACAUGGAAAAGGAAGGGGGCGGAUCAAUAGUCAUUGUUUCGUCGGGUGUAGGCUACAUACCACUAUUAGGAUCUGAGUUUAUGGGCGCAUACGCAACCAGUAAAACUUCAUUGCUCGGAAUGACGAAGGCCCUAGUCCGUCAACUAGCCCGGAUGAACAUACGUAUAAACUGCCUAGCACCGGGGAUUAUCAAAACCAACUUCAGUGAAAUUCUUGUGAAUCAAGAAGGCGAAGGGAUAAUGAAACUAAUCCCUUUAAACAGAUUUGGGGAGCCGCAUGAAUGUGCGGGAAUUGUUUCUUUCCUUCUGUCCGGAGACGCCUCGUUCAUUACUGAUGAGACAGUUAGUGUUACGGGAGGAGCUUCCUCAAGAUUGUGAAUGAAAAACAAAAAUGAAGGCUGGCAAGAGAUAGCAUUUCAACAUAUGAAGGGAAAAUGUUUCAUUUUCAUUAUCAACACGGCCCAAGUUAAGCCUUACAUGUAAUUGCUGAUCUUAAUAGUCAGGU
This is a messenger RNA of Mercenaria mercenaria, 889 nucleotides long. RefSeq names its product dehydrogenase/reductase SDR family member 4-like. NCBI's taxonomy places the organism in Eukaryota, Metazoa, Mollusca, Bivalvia, Venerida, Veneridae. The coding region runs from base 1 to 762 and encodes 253 amino acids. The transcript has 8 exons. The record is from RefSeq and is a predicted model, not a curated record. Gene Ontology annotation, molecular function: carbonyl reductase (NADPH) activity.